AUGAUUAAUUCAAGAUAUUCAACUGAUACUUGUGAAGUUGUUCUUCGUUUUAAUGAUACAAAUCAAAAUCAAGUUCAACAUUUAACAUGGCAUUAUGAAAUGUUACAAAAUAAUAAUGAACAAGAGAAAUCUAAAUACGAACAAAUUUCUAUUAUUCCUAAACGAGAUACUGAUCAAAAACCAUUUCGUCUUUGUGUACCACAAUCUCGUUUUCUUUCUGAAUUAACAUGGAUUGAAGAAGAUAGAGAAAAGGAAUUAUUACCAGGUAUGGUAGAAGUUCGUGUUCAUUGUGUUGGUAUUAAUUUUCGUGAUGUACUUAAAUCACGCGGUCUUUAUCCACAUACACGUAUUUUUGCACAAUCUGAUGAAGAUCAACCAAAACUUGAUCGAGAUACAGAACCAGGUUCAGAUUUUGUUGGUACUAUUGUACGUGUAGGUCCUAAAACAACUAGUUUUCAAGUUGGUGAUCAUGCUGUAGGUGUUACUGGUGAUGGUACAUAUCAUUCUCAUAUUAUGAUUAAUUCUCAACUUAUAAUACGUAUUCCACCUAAUUUUCCUCUUUCUGAUGAACAAUUAUGUGGUCUACCAUGUCCAAUUUUAACAGUUAUAUAUUCUCUUAAAUAUCGUGUUCAUUUACAAUCUAAUCAAACUGUUCUUAUUCAUGCUGCAACAGGUGCUGCAGGUCAAAUGUGUAUUCAAUAUUGUCAAUAUAUUGGUGCUCGUGUUAUUACUACAGCUGGAACUGAAGAAAAACGACGUUUCCUUCGUGAACAUUAUGGUAUUGAACAUGUAUUCAAUAGUCGAGAUACUUCUUUUGCUAAUAAUAUACGUCAAAAUUUUCCACAAGGUGUUGAUGUUAUUGUUAAUUCAUCAUCAGACAAUUUACUCAAAGAAUCAAUUAAAUUAUUAGCAUAUCACGAAGCAAUUGAUUUACUGAUUCAACGUAAAUUACAUGCUGUUGAACCAACAAUUUGUUAUGAACCAUCUCAAAUAAUCGAAGCACUAUUAAGAUGUAAUAGUGGUCAAGUUAUGGCUAAAACAGUUUUUCGUAUAACUUCAUCUGAUCAACCAUUAACUAUUAAUAAAAAGCAAUCUAAUAGUUUAUUAAAAGUUGUAAGUGAUAAUACAAUGUUUCCAUCAGAAGUUUGUAAUCAAGGAACAGUUUUAAUAUCUGGUGGUUUUGGUGGUCUUGGUUUAACAAUGUCUCGAUGGAUGAUUGAACAACGAGGUGUUAAACAUAUAGCACUUAUGAGUUGUCGAACAUUAGUUGAACUUGAAAAACCUUCGAAUCCACAAUAUGAUGAUUGGUUAAGAUUAAAACGAACAACAAAAGAAUUUAAUGCUCAUAUCGAUGUUGUUCAAGCAGAUGUAACAAAUUUUCAACAAGUUCAUGAUUUAAUUGAAAGAUUUCAAAAAACUUCUUAUCCUAUUCGUGGUAUUAUUCAUAGUGCUGUUGUUGCAGAAGAUCGUACUUUAAAUAAUUUAACACAAGAACAUUUAUCACUUGUUUUAUCACCAAAAGUCCGUGGUGCAUGGUAUCUUCAUCAAGCUACACAAUUUCUUCAUGCACCUAUUCAUUUUUUUAUCAUGUUUUCAUCAAUUCGAAAUCAUUUACUUGAAGUUGCAUCUGCUGGUUAUAAUGCUGGUAAUCAAUUUCUUAAUGCACUUGCUUAUUAUCAUUUUACAAAACUUACUUUACCAGCACUGUCAAUUAGUUUACCAGCUGUAAGUGAUGCUGAAAUGUUUCACCGUCAGAAAGAAAUGCUCAGUACUUUGAAAGAGACACAAGGUUUUGAAUUAAUGCCAACAGUAACUGUAUUCGAAUUAAUUGAAUGUUUUCAUCAAACUCAAAAGAUUUGUCCAUAUUCUGUUAUUUUUGCUGUUAAUUGGCAAAUAUUACAUCGAAAUUAUACAACAUUAGCUACAUCGUAUUUAAGAAAACUAGAAACUAUUAUUGAACGAACUCAAACAGCUGUUGCACGAUUAUUAGCUUCAGCUAGUGUUGAUCGUAUAGGUAUUGAUCGUUCACUUGUUAAUCAAAGUAUGGAUUCAUUAGCUGCUGUUUCACUAUAUAAUUGGUUAAGUCAAGAAACUGUUAUUUAUAUACCACUAGUUGAUCAUCUUCAAGGACUUUCAAUUGAAACAAUUGCAACACUUGUUUAUAAUUUUGAUUUAAUUAAUGAAAAUGAAGCUCAAUAUACUAAUACAUCAACAUAUACUGGUUUAGAAAAUCUCAUUUGUCUACAUCGUUCGAAUCAAAAUAAAACUUCAACUCUUUUUUGUAUUACUCAAAUAUCAAAUGAUAAUAAUAAUGAAGAUUUAUUUACAUUUUUUAUUCAAAAAUUAUCUAAUCAAAAAAAUAAAAUAUCAUCAAGUGAUAUGUAUGCUUUACAAAUAUUAUGA
Molecule: messenger RNA, 2403 nt
Organism: Adineta steineri
Lineage: Eukaryota; Metazoa; Rotifera; Eurotatoria; Adinetida; Adinetidae
Source: the annotation of a GenBank genome assembly